AUGGUAGAGCAACCCGCAAACGUGGAUGCUGCCGUGAAUACCCCAGUUGUGGUUGAUUCAAACGAUGAUGGAACAGUCGCCCAGGAACUGAAAUUAGAGCAUAUGAGGAGUACAUUCGAAGAAGCGAUUGUGGAAACGCGCAGUACGCCUCUCGAAAAUCGACCGCGACUUCCCCGCAUAGCCCUAAGCAAGCGGAAUCGGGCUGUCGUGAGGGCUCUGAACCCAAUGCUGGUGACCUAUUUGGAAGCCAGCCGGGACCUUUGCGAGACGGACUCAAUUCUUUUUGGCGCCGCGCUGGCAGUCUGCCGUAUCAUAGGCGCCAAGGUUUCCACGGCUGGACGUGCUACUGGCCAUAGUAGCGCUAUCCCAGCAUGGAGAAGAAGAAUUGAGGAACGUAUCGCAAAGGCUAGAGCUCUCAUCGGCAGACUGAUAUGCUUCAGAUCAGGCAACAACAGGCCAAGAAUUGUGCGCACCGUCAGGAUGGCGUUUGCUGGGACAAAUGUCAGUUUGUCCCAGCCGGAUAUAACGCAAAAACUGACGGAGCGCAUAGAUGAUCUGAAGCAGAGAAUCGCUGCUUGGGGAAAGCGGAUUCGGCGAUAUACCGAGAGGUCGACACGGUUCAACCAGAAUCGUCUCUUCCAGAGUGAUCAGAAGAGGCUCUAUGAAUCAUUGGAGCGACCAAUGGUAAGUGGAACGGGUCCAGCACCGAAUCAGGCCGACACUGUAGCAUUCUGGCGCGGCCUGUGGUCAGAGCCCGUAAACCACAGCGAGGGCCCUUGGACGGAAGUUGUGGCGAGUCAGUGUGCGGGUAUUACGCCCAUGGACCCCGUCAUCAUAACGCCGGAUGACGUAGCUGAGGCGGUCCGUAGGGCCCCGAACUGGAAAAAGUCCGGGGCUUGA
Parnassius apollo (apollo) is the source of this 900-nucleotide messenger RNA. Lineage: Eukaryota; Metazoa; Arthropoda; Insecta; Lepidoptera; Papilionidae. The record is from the annotation of a GenBank genome assembly.